Messenger RNA from Closterium sp. Naga37s-1, 573 nucleotides. Lineage: Eukaryota; Viridiplantae; Streptophyta; Zygnematophyceae; Desmidiales; Closteriaceae. The record is from the annotation of a GenBank genome assembly.
AUGCCAACUAUCGCCCCUGGAGAGAUACUUGAGGAGGAGGGGGAGGGUGAGGAGGAGGAGGAGGAGGAGGAGGAGGAGGAGGAGGAGGAGGAGGAGGAGGAGGAGGAGGAGGAGGAGGAGGAGGAGGGAGAGGAGGUGUUCGUUGAGCCUUUGUCUGCCAGGCACGGCGGGGUUGGGAGGGGCACGGGAAGUGGAGGGAGAGGGGUGAGAACGGCAGGGGGGAGAGAGAGGGACAAGCAGAAGGAUGAUGCACUCGUGGUAACCACACACGCAGGUGCAUGGCAUGACGUGCGUGGGAUGGCCGUGCAUGGGAUGGCCGUGCAUGGGAUGGCCGUGCAUGGGAUGGCCGUGCAUGGGAUGGCCGUGCGUGGAUGGCCGUGCAUGGGAUGGCCGUGCGUGGAUGGCCGUGCAUGGGAUGGCCGUGCGUGGGAUGGCCGUGCGUGGGAUGGACGUUCGUGGGAUGGACGUGCGUGGGAUGGACGUGCGUGGGAUGGACGAGCGUGGGAUGGCCGUGCGUGGGAUGGCCGUGCGUCAUCGCGAAAGUCUGAAGUCCAAAAAGUUGCGGGAAAGUAA